AAUCGGAAGCGUGAACAACUUCCAGUUGGCGGUGAACUCGUUUAGAGUUGACGUGUUCUAUGAAAUUUGGAGACAAGGGUGGACUGAUCGCUGAUCAACAUGGGUUCACUAAUAUCAAGAUUCCGUAAGAAACCAACAACCUUUGAAGUUUUAGAGAGUUUGGAAAAGGAAAUUGAGACAUUGCAGAAGUUCCGUCGCGAUAACCUUCAGAAACAGAAGAGCUUUAUCACCAAGUUGAUGCUGUAUUCCAUACUAAUGUAUAUAGUGGCCUCCGUUAUUUUCUAUUUUUACUUCUUCCCAAAUAACUGGAGGGACAGGCUUCUAUACUCUUCACCUCUUCUUAUCUUUCCAGUGCUUGUGUGGUUGAUUAGAAAAUUUCUGCACUGGUUCUUUGUAAAAAGGAUAGCUAAAAAUGAUUUAGCUUUACAAGAUUUGAAAGAAAAGAAAAAGAAAAUUUUAGAAGAUGUAAUGGAAACAGAAACCUAUAAAAAAGCCAAAGAAAUCUUAGAGAGAUUUGAUCCUGAGAGAUUUAAAGAAAUGCAGACACCUGCACCAUCAACCCCUAAACUUCCUUCGCCUGGGUCAGAUAUGAGACAACGAGUCAAUGCUAGGAUGGCUACUAUUGGACCAACAGGAGGUACACACCCCAGGCCGGCCACACCCUACCCUAGGGCUAAGACUCCAGGGAUGGGGCAACCUAUGCCUAAACCAUAUACAACUCCCAAUAUACCAGGGCAGAUCAGACCAAGAAUGUUAGCUUCACCACAGCAAGCAGGGCCCUCCUCUUUGACCAGGCCCAUACCCCCACGGGACCGAACAAAAAUGGACAGGGUGUUGGAGUAUCUGUUAGGAGAUGGACCACAACACAAGUAUGCACUAAUCUGUCAAAAGUGUGCAUCACAUAAUGGAAUGGCUUUGAAGGAGGAGUUUGAAUACAUUGCCUUCAGAUGUGCCUAUUGUCGAUUCUUCAAUCCUGCAAGAAAACAGCGGCCCACUGCACCAAAGCUGGACUUUGAAUCCCCUGUUAAAUCCUUAACAAAAUCAGGUAUUGAGGAGGAAGAGGAUGAAGAAACAGAAGAGAGUGAUACAGAAUCUAUAGAAGAAGAGGGAGAGGACAAGACAGCUAAUUCCACCUCCUCUACAAAAGAGUCCACACAGGAAAUGAAGGUUACCUCAACCAGUAUACUGAGGGAGGAACAAGCAGAAGAGAAUCCUGAUGAGUCCAUGGAAACAGACCAGACAGAACCGGUUCAGACUCAGCUUUCAGAUCACUCAGAACCAGAUGAUUUUCAACAUAUUGAUCCAGUGGAAGAUUUUCAGGAAAAAACAUGAUUUAUGCAGUGUUUAAAAUUGUAGAUUAGAAGGUUUUUUUCAGUAUGCAAAUUUAACCAUUUCUGCAAUGUUUAUCAUCUUUUUAUUUACAUUUGCUCUCUAAACCUUGAAGACUUUUUUUUUUGUCUUUGAAGCUAAUCGGUUGACAAGAUUUGAUGACAGAUUUUUUUUUCCAAGGAAGGAGUUGGGUGUAAUAAUACAUGAAGGACUUUAAACUGUAGAGACAUUUCUAAUUUUGCAGCUUAGUUUAUGAUGCAAUUGACAGUGUGUGACUGAGCUCUUGCCUUUUGUUCUGCAACAUUUCAUAUUUUAUUCUAAUCAUAAAGAUAAUUUAUAUACAUUUUGAAUAUUCCUGAAUUUUAUAAUCUACUACAUAUUCAUUGAUAUCAGCAUCAUAACAAAGUAAAUAGUAUAUUAGAAUAGAAGGAAGCUCAUUUGUUGCAGGUUUUUUCUUUUCUUCCCCCCCCCCCCUUUUUUUGCCAGUUGUGUAUUAUUAAUUAUAAAUUUAUUUAUAAUUAAUUUAUCAUAUAUCAUUUUAUGCUGCAAAAUACUCAUAAAGUUGAAAAGAAAAUCAAAAUUGUACUGAUAUCAUGAUAAAUAGUGUUCAUUUCUUGUACAGUAAGUGAAGUUUUUAAUGUAAAUGUAGGAAAAUCUGGUAAUUUGUUUGAAUUCAAGCAUGUAGUUUAGGUUGCACAUGUACAUGUAUGUACCUGUAACUGGUGAAAAGUUAAGUAAUAUACAGUUGAUCUUUGGAAUCUGGAACACUGAUAUCUGGAAUACCAUGGAUAUGUCGAAGUGAUUUGGAAGUCCCAACCCCGUAUUCUCUAAGUAUUUAACCCCGAUAUCUUGAAUCCUCAGAUAUCUCAAAGUUUUUUCUCAGUCCCAUUGAGUUUGAGAUAAUGAGGUUUGACUGUAGUAUCAUCUAAAAUUUAUUUUGUGGUUCUCGCUUCUUUAUUUGUGUUCUCUAUAGAAAAGAAAACUGCUGAAUCAUAAAAUUGAAUUUUACUACACUACUUUGCUGCUUCAUUAUAAGAAAAUAUUUGACUGUCCAAUAAGAAGGUGAUAUUUAGAUUUAUGUAAAGACAGCAACAAAAUUUCAUUGAAUAACCAUCUGUGUUCAAUAAUUUUUUCACCAAAGAUCAUUUAUUAAUGAUUAGUUUGAUUAUUUGCAAGGCAACUGUUUGGUGACUUUUAAUUUUCUUGUACAUUUGUCCAAGGUGUCUAUGGUGAAUAUAAUUUACUAAUCAUUUCAGGGAUAAUUAGAUUAUUAACUGCAGCUAAUUCUUAUUAUUGUUCCAGAGAAUAGCCAUGUUAUGUUUGUUAGCCUUAAAUGUUUUUUGUCAUAGAAGUAAAUUACUUUAAAUUUUUUCCUGAACCAAAGUACGCAAGAUGUUACUAGCGUGUCGAAGAGCUUGCGAGUGCAACUUUUAGCAACAAAGAAUUUGUGUGUUAAUUAGUGUAACUGCUGGGUAAAUCAGUUGUGGAAAUAGUGCUAUUUUUCUGUCAAUUUUCAAAAACGUACUAAUAUGCUAUUCAAACCUAUAUAUACUUUUUUUUAAUUAACUUGGAAUUGUAUUGUAUCUAUUAUCUCUAUGAUUUUCAUUGGGUUAGGAGGAGUAAGUCUAUUAAUUUCAUUAUUUUGUUAUGGAUAUUAAGCUAAUUUUUGCUGAAUUCCAACAAUUUUUGUUUGUACUUCUUUGGAAUAUUUUUAUAUUCUGAGGAUUGAGUGUGUAUUAGUGUUCAAGUCAAGAAAUGUUUACUUGUAUGAGAUCAGGAGAGGGAAUUAAAUACUUAUUUAUUUUUACUUGUCAGAAUGCUCACAUUCCAACAUACCCUAUAGUGCUGUGUUUAUUAAUUUAUAUUUAAGUAUGAUUGUAUGAUAGUCCAUGUGUACAUGAAUAAAUAAGUUUGAUUUACACCCUUUAAUUUAAGUGCAAAAAUGAAAUGAAAAUUAAGGAGGAAACUAAUCAAUGUAUUUCAUUUUGUAUGUGCCAUUUUGUGUUUGAAUUUUUAUAGUACUUGUAUGUGUCAUUUAAGCUGCUCUUGUUGCAUUUUAUCACAUUGUGCUUAUUAGUUGUAAAACAUUUCUGUUCUUGUUUAAUAGACCUGCCUACUCUCCUGGUUUACCAGUAAUUUUUAUGAUUUUUGACACCCUAAAUUAGCUCUACGAUUUGAAAAGCUAAUUCAAAAUAUUUAGAUCUUAAUUUAUGAAUAAUAACCCUUGAGCAGUUAUAUACUUUUGGAGUGAUAAUGUCUAGACAUACAUUUAACAAGCAUUUAGAUUACCAUGACUAGAUGUCCUAUUAUAUGUACAAAAACAUCAAGAUUAACAUUUAUAAACAGUAGUUUUGGAAAUAUUUUGGACCUCUACUUAUCCCAAGAGUUGUUAUGACUAAGUUGAUUUUAAAACAUAUUUUCUGUGAGUACAACAAUGACUUUAUUUGUUUAAACUGAACUUGUUUAAAUUUUCUGCAUUAAAAGUAGAAAAUCUGCUGCAUAAAAUUCAAAUCUUAUGGACAAAUUGAUAGAAAACUAUGGAAAACAUCAGUAGGCAGGUCUUUUAUUAUGUCUUGUAGUCCUCAAGAGUAACCACCUUCUCAAAGUGAAUUUAUUCCAUGUGGCAUAUAAAGAAAAAAAAGCAGAUUUAUUCAUGGCAGUUGUUUUUGUACUCUGCAUAAUAUAAUUUUUUUUCAUUGUUUCUUAAAUUUUACAGUAGGAUAGUUCAAAUCAUCAUUUCAAUAUAUCAUUAUAUAAUAAAAUUAAGUACAGUCUAGUUUGAUAUGAAUUAUGUUCAUGGAAUUUCUUUAAUUAUAUUCCAUAUAUAAAAUUUUGAUUCUGAAUAGAACUGAGUGUAGAGUCUAGAAAAGUUUAAUAUGUUGUUUGUAGUAAAUUAUGUUCUUGUACUAGUCACUGAUGUAUGGUAGCUCUACUGAUUUUUGUCCCAUGCUGUGUUGUCAAUUUUGUGCCAAUUUUGCCUUUUUUUCAAGUGCAGUAAAACCUGAUGUUUGUUAAACACCCUGUACAUUGACACUGCAUUAAAAACUUUUACCUAAAAUAUUGAAUAUUAGAAUGUAGAAUAUUAUCUAUAUUCUGGAACAGUGUGUUACCCAUCAGAAUCAUUGUAUAAUAUUGAAUAUAAGAAUGUAGAAUAUCAUCAGUAUUCUAGAACAGUGUGUGAUCUGUAAGACUCGUUUGAUUUUGGCAUAAAAAAAAUGAAUAGUGUCAUUCAGGAUCAAAUCACAAAAUAUACUUGUAUAUGUAUGUAAAUGUUCAUUAAUUAAUGUUUGUACAUGUUGGAUUAAAAGUUAAAAACAUCUACAAGCAUCAAAUCACCUGGUAAAUGCUGUAAGAAUUAUAUCCACCUUGACCAUGUCAUUUUUCGUAUGUUAAUAUUUAUAUAAUAUAUUAAUCUUCGUUUGAAUUUUUUGUAUUGUAUGGUAUACAAAUAGUUCAUGCAUGAUUAAAUUGUUGAAUCUA
Messenger RNA from Saccostrea echinata, 4809 nucleotides. Its product is annotated as endoplasmic reticulum junction formation protein lunapark-B-like. The transcript is spliced from 11 exons. The record is from RefSeq and is a predicted model, not a curated record. Gene Ontology annotation, biological process: endoplasmic reticulum tubular network organization. Bases 100 to 1332 code for a protein of 410 amino acids. Gene Ontology annotation, cellular component: endoplasmic reticulum tubular network. NCBI's taxonomy places the organism in Eukaryota, Metazoa, Mollusca, Bivalvia, Ostreida, Ostreidae.